Biomphalaria glabrata is the source of this 1574-nucleotide messenger RNA. Its product is annotated as homeobox-containing protein 1-like. Lineage: Eukaryota; Metazoa; Mollusca; Gastropoda; Planorbidae. The record is from RefSeq and is a predicted model, not a curated record. The transcript is spliced from 9 exons. Gene Ontology annotation, cellular component: nucleus. Bases 304 to 1476 code for a protein of 390 amino acids. Gene Ontology annotation, biological process: positive regulation of DNA-templated transcription. Gene Ontology annotation, molecular function: double-stranded telomeric DNA binding.
AGGACUCUAUGUUUGUGGUGUCCUCAUAAGCACAGAAUGCUUCAUUAAAGGCUGAAAUAAAUAGCCAUAUCACCGUUCAUUAACACUCGUUGUGUUGAUUCCCUUAAUUAAAGUAACAACUGACGUAAAACACCUAAGUUGACAACAUCCGAAAGAAAAUAAAUAAAUAAAAGCUCAAUAUAGCCGAUAAAUCUGUUAUUUUUAACAAUUUGUUACUAGAAUCUAGAUCUAAGUCGACAUGUCGCCUGUUCAUGUAUCUUGGUAUAUCAAAUAAAAAAAACUAAUAAACAAACUGCAAAGCCAAUGCAUUCUUCUAGUAGUUUUACUGUAGAACAAAUUGAGCUGAUCAGAAGACUUAGAAAUAGUGGAAUAACUGCUGAACAGAUUCUACAAGUAUUUCAGUCUUAUGAUAGAUUAGAUCAAGAGCUUGGUGACUUGUAUUAUCUUCCAGAGAACAAAAGUACUCAAAAUUUUGGACACAUAAAAUCUGCUGAAGUGACAAAAAAUCCUCAAUCAAGUCAACAUUUAGAUCAUUCAAGAUCCAAUCAAAUCAAGAUAAAAAGUAGCACUAGUAUUUUUUAUAGACCUUCUUCUCAAGAAUCUAAUCAACUAGUGAAAUCAGUAGAAUCAAAAACACUACCAGACAAAUACAUUGUAUUUCUGUUGAGUCAAACUAAAGAAAACUUGUUGGGAUUGAUGCAGAGAUGCUUAUCAUCACAGACAUCUUCUGACUUAAAGCAGCAAGUUAUGGAGUUAGGUGUUGGAGACCUGCACUUCCAUUUGUUUCUGUCAGGUGAACUUCAGUCUAUUGGUUCAAAUGUAAGACAAAAACUUCUAGAAUGGUUUGUUGAAAAGUUAAAACAGACUGAUUGGUUUCUAGAGGAGUUCCCCCAUCUCUGCAGUUAUCAAGAUGCUCUUGAUGUUCACUUCAUUCCAAAAAGAGAAAGAUUUACUUUUAAGGAAAAACAUUUAUAUAUUUUGGAACUCUUUUUUAAAAGAGGCCAGUAUCCCACUCAAGAAGAAAAAGAACAAAUUGCCAAUGAAUGUAAUGUAGCCAUGGCCAGUGAAGUUAAUCGAGAACUGGGUGAAAAAGAAUUUAUGACCCAUAUCAAUGUUUCCAAUUGGUUUAGCAACAGAAGAAAAGAAAUCAAAAGAUUAGCUAAAAAAGAUGGUAUUGAUACUGAAAAAGUGAUACUCCCAAGUCGUGUUAAAACUAAAGGACUGAAUCAUUCAAUCAUUAAUAUUUGUGAUGAAGAUAAAUAUAUCGCUACAUCAGCAAACCAACAUAAUGUUCCUUAUGAAACUCACUCAGAGGAAACAGAUUCCUCAGCCUCACUGGACAGUGUCAAUCAAUCAUAUUCAUCGCUUGAGUCAGCUUUCUCUGAGAAACAUCUCAUUGAUUCGUUUCAAUUUGGAAUUUCAAAACAAUCAAUUACUUGUCCUGGCAAUUCAAUUAAAACAGAGCCAAUUGAAUGAUAUUUCUUAUAACCGUACCCUGUUCAAAAAGUUUUCGGAUGUGAUAAAUAUAAAUGCAAGACCGAAAAAAACAAGAUUUAUUUUGAUCAUGCAGCAAA